UUAAAGCGCAUUUCUGUUUAUGCACGCGAACCCGUCUAACGUAAUUGUUAUUUCGCGGUUAUAUAAAGUAGCAAAUUAUCGUUCCUGAAUAGGUGGCGCCGUGGUAGCCGAUCCUGUUCUUCAACUUCCGGUUUCUGCACUGUGCAACUAUUACAGUUGCAUUUUUAAUUAACGAUGCCAAGUACAUGUUGUUGUGUACCUGGAUGUCAUUUAAGAGGAGGACAUGCAUUUCCAAAUGACUUAAAAAGAAGGAAAAGUUGGAUCAACGCCAUGGCCCAUACGCAGAUUGGACGAGAACACGAUGAAAUCGUGGAGUCCAUCUCAAUCAGCUGUUGUUUGCAAUGCACAUUUUACUGAAAAAGACUACGUGCAGGAAACUAUUCAUGAGCGCAAACCCACCAUACAGAGACUUAAGUCUACUGCCAUUCCCAGCCUAUUUUCCUGGAUUAAGCAAGAGACUGAAUCAUCCGCAAAAAGAAAAAUCAGGGCAGUUUCCUGUGAAAACAAAAGAACUAAACUUGAUGAAUAUUGUAGUAGAAAUCUAGAGGAAAGUUUUGAUUGUAAAGUUGGUUUUCCUGAAGAAGUCAUUCAUACUGCAGACAGGAUUUAUGACUGUCCACCACCAACUGCCGAGCUAAUGUUGAGCUUCACAGAUGGAAUUACGCAAACACCAUCAAUGCCUAUAUUUUCAGCAGAGAAUUUUGAAAUGAAGACACGUGACACAGCCAUGCAUUUUUAUACCGGUUUAGAGUUGUAUACUAAAUUUUUAUUUGUUUUCACCACACUUGGUCCAGCAGCACAUUGUUUGAGAUACACAUAUUUUCAAAUUGAUAGGGUGUCAUUUGAAAAUCAGUUUUUUUAUGACUUUGAUGAAAUUGAGGCAUUAUACAACCAACUUUGAACUGUCUAGAUUCUAGAUUGAAACUAGUGUUAAGAAUAUUGUGUAAACAUGGAUUGUUUUUAUGUCUAAACAGUGGCGUGAGGCUAACACUUGGCCAUUAAGUGGUUUAGUCAGGUAUUUUUCGCCAUCCAACUUCAAAUUAAAGUUUCCUACAACUUGGAUUAUUAUUGACAGCACAAUAUAUCCCGUGAUAAAACCUUAAGCUCCUAGAGCUCAGGCAACCUUUUCAUCAUAUAAAAACAGAAACACUGAAAAUACUUGUAUGUUCGACACCUGGUGGUUUAGUCAACUAUGUCUCUAAUGCAUAUGUUGGUUGUACCAGUGACUGUGAAAUAGUUGAAAGAUGUAGAAUAGUUCAAUUAUGUGAUCCAGGUGACAGUGUGAUGGCAGACAAAGGUUUAAAUGUGCAAGAUUUGUUUGCUCACUUUUUUCAAAAAAAAGAAACAGAAUUAGUUCCAAAACUCUUCUACGGGAUAGAAAAGUCUCCAAUUAACACGUGCACAUAGAGCUAAUUAUUGGACUUGGCAAAACAUACAAAAUUCUAAUAAAUCCUAUGAAUGGAACUGAAACAAAACUUUCAUCUGAAAUAACAUUUAGUUGUUUUAUGUUGUGUAAUUUUAGAACUUGUAUUGUGCCAAAGGAUACAUAAAUAAAAGUGACACAAUGAAGUUUGUUCUGAUAUAUAUAUAUAAAUAUUAUUUACAAUUACAUGCACAUGUAAAUUGUAAUGCAUAUAAAAAUAAGGAGAUGUGGUAUGAUAUUCAGUGAGUUUAUCGAACCAAAGUGCAUAAGAAAUGGGUUAAGCAGUUACAGGUGUUACUGUCACCGUACAAUCUCCAACAAUUAGAAAAACUUGUACUGUGUAAAAAAUU
This is a messenger RNA of Mytilus californianus (California mussel), 1773 nucleotides long. RefSeq lists its product as uncharacterized. The record is from RefSeq and is a predicted model, not a curated record. The transcript is spliced from 2 exons. Lineage: Eukaryota; Metazoa; Mollusca; Bivalvia; Mytilida; Mytilidae. The coding region runs from base 302 to 901 and encodes 199 amino acids.